This is a messenger RNA of Oppiella nova, 783 nucleotides long. The record is from the annotation of a GenBank genome assembly. Lineage: Eukaryota; Metazoa; Arthropoda; Arachnida; Sarcoptiformes; Oppiidae.
GACCAGUUUGGCCGUAUUAUGACUGAGUGUAUUAGCGCACAGGGAGUUAAUUUUGUGAGUCUAGUGGACAGUACGACCGGCACCGGGACCAGUGCCUGUCUUAUUAGCGGCAAAAACCGGUCAUUAAUAGCAUAUUUAGGCGCUUCACAGAACAUACGGAUCACACAUUUGCACCAAAAUUAUAGUUAUGUAGAAAAGGCCACAAUUUUCUAUACGUCGGGCUAUCAUUUGGGUAUAGACCCCGAGUCUAUUAUGUUUCUGGCUAAACACGCUCAUGAUAAUCAGGGUAAAAUGUUUUGUCUGAAUCUAUCGGCCCCUUAUGUGAGUCAGAAGCUGUAUAAACCUCUGUUGGAUGUCUUUCCUUAUGUGGAUAUACUGUUUGGUAAUGAGUCUGAAGUGCAGUCCUUUGCCGAACUUAAUGGGUGGCAGACAACAGACAUGAAAACAAUGGUAAGACUGACGGCUGAUAUGGAGUGCCGGCGAAAGUCGGGGCGAACUGUAGUCAUAACUCAGGGAAAGAAUUCCAUUUUGGUAGCAAAGACUGACUGUCCGGAUGUCAAGGAGUUUGUGGUGAAAGAAGUGGACGAAAGUCUAAUAGUGGACACCAUUGGAGCGGGCGAUGCAUUUGUGGGCGGAUUCUUCGCACAGUUAGUCCGGAACCGGGAGUUAGAGAUUUGCGUCGAGAGUGGGAUAUACGCCGCACAACAAGUCAUUCAACACAUCGGCUGUCAGUUCCCAACAGAUAUGCUUUUUCAAGGAAAUAAUAUGAAAUUGAAUUUAUAA